Pisolithus orientalis is the source of this 537-nucleotide messenger RNA. RefSeq lists its product as uncharacterized. Lineage: Eukaryota; Fungi; Basidiomycota; Agaricomycetes; Boletales; Pisolithaceae. The coding region runs from base 1 to 537 and encodes 178 amino acids. The record is from RefSeq and is a predicted model, not a curated record. The transcript has a single exon.
AUGCUCAGCUUUGUCACUUCUUGUGUCAUCAAGAGAGCAUAUUUCUUCCAUCCUUCUGCACUUGUUUAUCUAGGCAUUGAGUACAAGAUCUGGGCCAUCUUCAAAAGAGGUUUUACAAGGCUUUGCAAAGUCCUGCUGAUGAAGAUUAAAAAGUCUCACUGUGUCUGGAUGGGGAUGGAUACUUAUGUCACCUAUGUCUAUGUCAAGUCCAACCUGGAUGAGUAUAUCCACAUGGUUGCUGCAGAAUUUCCCCCCAUUGUGCAUUCUGACAGCUGUCAGGAUCACAAAGGAUGUGCAGAGGAUUGGGCUGUGGUGUGGUGGAACAGUAUGGGGCAACUCCUCCUUGAUGGAAGCAACCCAUGGUGUUUGAAUGAGGCUAUCAAUCGCUUCAAAGGAUUGCAAUUUGGCUGGGUUGGUAUGGAUUGUAAGAGGCAUAUGUUUUCAAAUAUAAUGAACCUGAACAAACCACUUGCACAUUCUCAUCAAUUCAUUACUUGUGGUAAAGAUCACCUUGUCCACAAAAUCAUACCUAUGUAG